This is a messenger RNA of Prunus armeniaca (apricot), 339 nucleotides long. The record is from the annotation of a GenBank genome assembly. Lineage: Eukaryota; Viridiplantae; Streptophyta; Magnoliopsida; Rosales; Rosaceae.
AUGCCCCUCAUAAUCUGUGUUGGACAACACUUAGCUAUGACAGAGCUUAAGGUGAUUCUUGCUAUGAUUCUGUUGAAGUUUCGCUUCUCCUUGUCACCAGCAUACCAGAACUCCCCUGCUUUUAGCUUGGCUACUGUACCUCAACAUGGUAUUCUUGAGAGUGACUUCUUGAUAUGUUUGUUUCAGAAGCUCAAGGGCUCGAUGAUCGAAGCAUUAUUCGCAAAAUACGUUCCACCGUCACUAAAAGGCAGAGGAAAAGACUUAUACGGGUCAGGAAAACAAAAGAAAGUUUUGAUGUAUUUGUCUUGUUCUUCAUUUUGGGCUGGAUUAAGUAUCUAG